This is a messenger RNA of Schistosoma curassoni, 443 nucleotides long. Lineage: Eukaryota; Metazoa; Platyhelminthes; Trematoda; Strigeidida; Schistosomatidae. The record is from the annotation of a GenBank genome assembly.
AUGAUUUGUUCACAUCGAAGUUAUUUGACAACGAGAUACUGGAUCGUGUAUUCGCAACACGAAUUACACGGUCAUUAUGUUAUAAUUCCACCUGGUGUGUGUGUUAGUGAUUUAAGGGAAAGAGGAUUUUGGUCAGUGGGCUCUGCACUUAAAUGCGUAAAACUAAACCAAGUCAAUCAUCAUUUUUACUGUCACAAUCCGCGAAUAACAUGGUUGCCGAUCAAUCAAUCUCCAUUCGGACCACCACCGUUUCCCGAUCCAUUUGAAGAUCUCCAGCAGAUUAAUUAUCGCUAUCAACCAAAUAAUAAUACGACAACUGAAGUGCCUUUAGCUUAAAAUCUAUAUUAUAGAAACCUUUCACCGUUAUACAAUUUUUCUAACAAACACUACAAUAUGAAAUAAUCAAAAUAUAUUUUGCAAACGUACUUAGAUGGUGAUACUUA